This is a messenger RNA of Fusarium pseudograminearum CS3096, 729 nucleotides long. RefSeq lists its product as uncharacterized. The record is from RefSeq and is a predicted model, not a curated record. NCBI's taxonomy places the organism in Eukaryota, Fungi, Ascomycota, Sordariomycetes, Hypocreales, Nectriaceae. Bases 1 to 729 code for a protein of 242 amino acids. The transcript is spliced from 3 exons. Gene Ontology annotation, molecular function: RNA binding.
AUGGCAUCUGAAUCGCAAAUUUCCACUGUCUACGUUCAGAAUCUCGAAGAGCGCGUGAAGCUCGAAACGUUGGUGGAUGCCUUGAGAACGAUUUUCUCCGAGUUUGGCAAUGUUGUCGACAUUGUCGCCAAGAAGAACCUUCGCGCAAAAGGCCAGGCCUUCAUUGUCUAUGACAAUGCUGAAAGCGCACAAGAGGCUAUUGAAGAGAUCAAUGGAUUUGAUCUUUUUGAUAAGCCUAUGAAGCUUGCCUUGGCACGAUCGCGAAGCGACAAGACUGUUGAACUUACGGGUAGCCAGGAAGAGCUUGAAAACCACAAGCGUCACCGACAGGCUGAAAAGGAUAAGCGCAAAGCCGAAGAAGCUGCAGAGGAGCAGAGACAGAGCAACAAACGGGCUUCUGGUGCGACCGACAACAGACCCGCGAAGGUUGCGAAGUCCUCAGGCCUCAAGUCUACCAGUGCAGCCGCAGCAACUAGUGUUCUCGACGAGUUCCUACCACCCAACAAGAUUCUUUUCGUUCAAAAUUUUCCCGAAGAUUACGAUGUCGAGGCUUUGACCAGUGUGUUUGGACGCUUCGAAGGUCUCCGGGAGGUCAGACUGGUUCCUACUCGUCGUGGUAUUGCCUUUAUAGAAUACGAGACGGAGCAAGGAGCUAUAACUGCGAAGGAGAACACUGCUGGUCUGAACCUGGGCGACAAGCCUAUCAAGGUCACAUACCAGCGACAAUAG